AUGUCCCGCAGUGUAACUGUGCCCUGUAAUGCCCUGCUCGACAUCACCUUCUUUGGUCAGGCAGCUCAGGAAGGAGAGACCUGCGCUAAGACUCAAGGUGUCAAUAUCUACAGCAUCGGGCUCAACCAAACCGAGGUACCUGUAUGGGAGUCGUUUAUGGAGCAGUUACUGCAUUUUCAUCGCAAGAAUCCCACUUACGAUGGCCGCUUUCUCGUGCAACGGUAUCCCAUUCAAGAGCCCCUAGUCACACCGAAAUCGGAUACUGCCUAUCCCCACCGACAGAUAAAGAUGCAUAUCAGCAACAUUGAGGGACGGUAUACAGACCCCUACAUUGAAGACCCAGUCAACGCCUUCUUGCAUGAGUCUCGCCACCAUUUCCAGUUGUCCAGUGGCUUUGACAAACUGGCCGUUUAGGUCAAUUAUGCCCAUGCCGAUGAAGGGCCAGAUGUAUGGUAUACCUCGGAAAAGCUGGACAACUCACUCGGCUGAAGCAAGCCUGAGGUCCUGCAGAGCGACUCAGCUGCAAUAAUGC
Molecule: messenger RNA, 532 nt
Organism: Aspergillus piperis CBS 112811
Lineage: Eukaryota; Fungi; Ascomycota; Eurotiomycetes; Eurotiales; Aspergillaceae
Exons: 2
Coding region: 1-414 (137 amino acids)
Source: RefSeq, a predicted model, not a curated record